CAAAAGUCAAAAAUUGGCCAAAAGCGAGGCUUCUUCUAGUGUUUUUGUUUUGAGAAACCACAACAGUCGUAUUGCAAAAUGCCGAAAAAUAUUACGAGUGAGGUUCGGGAAAUAAUAUUGAAAGUAAAGGAGUUUAUGGACGAGGAGAAACGCAUGCAAGUACCGAUAAUACCGCUCAGUAAAGUGUAUGUACGGGUUUCCGCCGCUACAGGAGUAUCGGAGCGCACAGUCUUGAACAUCGUGAAAGAGGCGAGGCUGGUCGAACAAGGUCUACUAGACCCUGAAACUUUGAAGAAAACUCCAAAGAAACGGGUCAGAACUAAGGGCAAGAUAGAAGUAGACGAAUACGACCUUCAGGUCAUCCGCAGAAAAAUACAUGAGUUCUAUGCAUUCAAGAAAGAAGUGCCAACCAUCAACAAACUCUUGCAGAUAUUAAAGGAAGAAAUCAACUUCAAAGGAUCUCGGGAGACUUUGAGGAAGAUCCUGAGGAAGAAUGGCUUUCAGUUCAGGAAGACUAAGAAUAAUAAGGAGAAAGAACAACCUCCGGAGUCCACAUCCUCUGUUCCUCCGAUGGUGGCCCCAUACAUUCACACCGUGUUCAGCCACAAAACUCUACAAUCAUAGAUUUUAUAUUUACGUAUAGAUAUAGGCAGCUUAGUACUAGGUUCAUGGUACUUCUCACAAACUAAUUUUUCCUUUGGGAAAAUUCCAUUGAAGCGGUAGCAGAUCUAUGUGUCUGAAGUUUCAAGGUAAAACUAGAUCGAGUGUUUGAAUUAUGAGUGACUUGUCUGAGGGGAGCUUGUUCCCUGCAUAAAAUUGACUUGUGAACGGAUACAAAAAACUACUUAAUGCAUAACAUAUACGGGACAUUUGUGUCUACAAGUACAAGUAUUCUAUGCAUUAUUCAGUUUUGUUUUGAAUUGAUGUGUUAAUUCAUUAGUUCCUUUUAAAAAGAAUAAUAUUUCAUGCAUCAUCCAUCAUAAUAUAUUGUUUUUCUCCUCGAUUUUCUGAUUGGUUUGUUUAGUAUUCGAUUUUAAAUAUGAUUACAGAAUCAAACAAUAUAAUAUGUUAUUGUUUAUUAUGCAUUAUAACAAUGUCUAAUAGUAGAUUUGUCCGGAAUUUCUUAGGACUUCCAGCAUAACUCAUGAAAAUUGUCUCCUGCACCUCUGGCUAUCCGUUCAGGGCACAAAAUGCAGUAAUUAUGUAUGUUAGUUUGUGAGAAGCAACCACAGUACAUACCUGUAGGUAUAGCAGUAUAUAGAUCUAAAGACAGAAGCUCAUUUUACCAGUAAAUAAUAUACAUUGGGUGUAAUAGUGUGUGUCUUAGAACACGACAAUUGUUAUUGUGUAAAUAUAAUUAUGUUCAUGUCCAUGCUUCCUCCAGCUUUAGUCAACUUGACUAUCUAUAAUCGUUAACGCUAUAUAAAACGAAAUGGUGUCUAUUUCUCUCAGGGCCGAUUUUCCAAUCGUCAUUUAUUUUUUAACAUUAGAAUAAAGUUGACAGUUUUUAGUAUGGAAGAAUUGGCUAGUUUCCUAG
Spodoptera litura is the source of this 1537-nucleotide messenger RNA. RefSeq lists its product as uncharacterized. Lineage: Eukaryota; Metazoa; Arthropoda; Insecta; Lepidoptera; Noctuidae. The record is from RefSeq and is a predicted model, not a curated record.